AUGUCUGGGAAGACAGAAUGGCGCGUCGGAGAUAUGGUGAUGGCCCGCUGGUCGGACGGUCUCUGGUACCCGGCCAAAAUCGACGAGAUCAGCCAAGAGGACAACAAGGAUUACUAUCGCGUCCACUUCCCGGGAUGGGGCAAGCGAUACGACGAUGUCUUCAGCGAAGAACAAGUAGCAGACUCCUGGAAGCCCUACACGCGGGAGGCGGCAGAUGAAGCCCGCGAGGAAGUGCGCCUCGCUAAAGCGCAGGAGCAAAAGAAAAAACGCAGCAAGAGCCUGGGCUCGAAAUCAAUCACUCGCGCUAGGGGAAAAUCCGUCACACCAAGGAGCAAAGUGACCAACUCGGAAGUCCGAAGCAACCCUCCCAAGCGCAGCGAGGCCGUUGUGGUGAAGGUUAAAGAAGAGCAGCAGUCCGAGCCGGAGGAGCUAAAACCGUUCGUCAUGACGCUCCGCUUACCGAACGCGCUGCGCCAGAUCGUCGUUGAUGAUUAUGAUCUGGUCGAUCGCCUAGGCCAGCUGCCCACGUAUCCCGCAAAACAACCAGUCGACGUGAUUCUGAAAGAGUACUUAUCUUCUAUCGGCAAACUGCGUGACGGCGUGUUGGAGCGGGAGAAGCCGGUGCUCGGUGAGGACGAGGAUCUAGUGGAGCCACUCGUCUACUUGCGCUUCUUUUUCGACUGUAGCCUCGGCACUUCCUUGCUCUACAAGACCGAGCUUUCGCACUACAAUACUCUGCACCUAAAAGAUCCGCUGGACCCAAAAUACAAUGCCUCCCAGGGCGCACUUCCGUCAGAAUCGUAUGGCCUGCCGCAUCUCCUCAGGCUCCUGGCGUUCCUGCCGAGGAAGUACCAAGAGAUCCCUAUGCCCCAGGGCCACAUUGAGAGAAAUGCUCGUAGCCUCCAGGGCUUCUUGGACUGGUUGGAGACGAAGGCGGGCGAUUACUUCGACCGUAGCGCCUACUUUGUGCCGCUGGAUGAGGACGUGAAGCGCAUCAAAACGGAGCCUGAGGAGUAU
This is a messenger RNA of Mesorhabditis spiculigera, 1017 nucleotides long. NCBI's taxonomy places the organism in Eukaryota, Metazoa, Nematoda, Chromadorea, Rhabditida, Rhabditidae. The record is from the annotation of a GenBank genome assembly.